This is a messenger RNA of Gongylonema pulchrum, 243 nucleotides long. Lineage: Eukaryota; Metazoa; Nematoda; Chromadorea; Rhabditida; Gongylonematidae. The record is from the annotation of a GenBank genome assembly.
AUGCGUGCUUCCAGGUUUUUACUGCACCUCAUCAUCGUCGCUGUCUUCCAUCCGUUAACGAUUUUUGCGCAAAAUGAACAAGUCGAAGUUGCGCCUUCAACUCGAAUCGACAAUCCGAAUGGCGAAAGUUCAGAAGACGAACAAAUGAAAAUGGGAAAAAUGGAAAAGCCAAUGGGAAUGAAGGCGAUCGGUCCACGAAUGAGGUCAGCAAACCCAGUAGAAAAUAGGUACGUGAAUUUCUGA